Messenger RNA from Sporothrix brasiliensis 5110, 2259 nucleotides. RefSeq lists its product as uncharacterized. The record is from RefSeq and is a predicted model, not a curated record. The transcript has a single exon. Lineage: Eukaryota; Fungi; Ascomycota; Sordariomycetes; Ophiostomatales; Ophiostomataceae. Bases 1 to 2259 code for a protein of 752 amino acids.
AUGCGCGACGACCGCGUCGAGGCCGGCUCCCUCGCCGACCUCAACCUCUUGGCCGCCAACCCGCCGCGCUACCCCGUCAACCCGACCGACGAGCCGCGCGAGCCCUUGACGCUGUACAUCUCCCGCGUGCCCGGCACCCGCGACGUCAUCCUGUCGACGCUCAAGCCGCAGCGCAAGAAUGUGACGAGCGAAGACGUGGCCAAUGCACUGUACUAUGUCCAUCUCGAUCUGCCGUCGGACGGGCUGUUGGUGGCGCCGCAGACGGUGGCAGCAGCUGCAGCUGCCGGCCCGACAGCACCGACCGUAGCACGAAAACCGGUGCCGUCUCCGGCGCCACGUCCGGCGCCGCGGCCGACACCCGCCGACAUCCCUGCGGUCGUCGUCCCCCCGACCAGCACAGCGCCCCCUGAGGCGCCGCCGGCACCACCGCCACACCGCGAACUGGUGUCGCCACGAGCGCCGAUGCCAUGGGUGCCGCCUGGCUUUCGGCUGGACGAAGGGCACAGCUUCGACGCUGCCCCGCCUGCAUCUGCCCACGAUACCCUUCCAUCACAGCAGCAACAACAACAGCAGCAACCGCCGCCGGCAGUGCAGCCGUUCCCGGCAACGUCCACACUGCCUAUACGGUCGCGACCAUUGCCGGGGCGGACUGUCCCGGGGAACAGCAGCAGCAAUGGACCCCCACCCGUCGGGCCGCCGCAAGGCACACCAGGCACCUCACCGGCCAUACCGCGCAAGCCAGUCGGCCCUCGACCGGACAGCUUCGACGCCAGCGGCGGUGGCGUCCCGCUACGGCCGCACGACAAGGUUCUGCCGCAGGUGCCAGCCGCCCAAGCGCAACCGCGCAGCAGCCAGCAACAACCCCCGCCCGCACCCUCCCGCAUACAAUCCAGCACCCCAAGUAACUUUGUGCCCUUCCAGCUCACCCUCAUCCGCCGCGACCCCUCGACUAGCCACCAGUGGAACAUUGGCAAGAUUGCGUCCGUGCAGGCGGUGGACGCGCCGGACGACGAUCCGGCGGCCGCGUCCUCCGAGUCCACCCCCACUCCCCCGCCGCCCAAGGAGCAGCCGUCCAUCCGCAUCCGCCUCGAGACGUCUGGGUACGCCAAGUUCCGCGGCGACGACGGCGACACGGCCUUUGCGCGCCACGUGGUCAUGGCCUACACGAAGAGCUGGACCGCGGGCCUUCGCAACGCCUUGAAACGGCCGUCGCACAGCCACGCGCGGUCGUCGUCGGCCGACGGCGCGGCGGCUUUUGGAGGCGGUGUCGGUCCGACCGGAUACGGCCCCGACGACCUCGAACCGCCCCGCCGCUUCUUGCGUCCGCGGAACCACUCGCUGGUCGCCACGGCCGACGCACCGGCCAACCCCCGCCGCAGCAUCGACUCGGGCGGCGGCCGCCGCCACCGGUCCACGUCCCCGUCCAAGUCCGCCGCCGCCCCCGCCGCCCUCAUCACGCGCCCCGGCCCCGGCCUCAAACCCAAGGGCUACUCCUUCACCAGCCCCUGGGACGGCCGCUGCGAUUUCCGCACCGGCAACGGCGGCCGCAGUCUCAAGUGUCGCCACAUCCUGCACCCGGCUGCCACCGACGGGACGACGGGCGGCGGCGGCGGUGGCGUUGCUGGGUACAACCCGCUGGUGAUUGCCCAGAGCUUCCGCGACGGGCCGGGCCAGGGGCUGGCGGCCGUGGCGGCGGCGACGUCGAGCGUCGUCGGGGGCGGUGCGGACGGCGGCGGGCGCGCGCGCGCGUCCUCUCUGACGUCUGCCCUGACGGGCGCCGUCGCCGUCAGCGAGCUGCGGUUCAACCUGCCACGCGGCGAGCUGAUGCGGCGGCCGCGGGCGGGCCGGGACGACUCGGAGGAGGGGGCGCCCGAGCGCGCGCGCGAAGGUCGGGGAGGAGACCGAAGCGGCGGCGGCGGCGCCCGCGCUGACCAGCUGUACGGCCGCUUCCAGGACCAUCUGCACCACUGGCAGCAGCAGCACGCCCGGCGCCGGGGCUCGUCCACCGCCGAAGACGCUGAAGACGCCGAAGACGACGACGACGACGACGACGACGACGUUGACCUCGGCGAUGGCGACCACAACGAAGACGACGAGCUGGACUUGCGCCUGGGGCGCGAAAAGGCCGGCGGCGGCAACCGCGGCAAGCGCGCCAAGCUGGGCAAGCUCAUUGUCUACGACGACGGCUUCAAGAUGCUGGAUCUGGUCGUCGCGGCGAACAUGGGUGUGUGGUGGGUGUCGUGGGAGCGGAGCUUUUAG